GAUGCGACGGUGACCCCGCGGCCGGCGCGGGAAGGUCCGUGCGGCUGACCCACAUGCCUCAGAUGAGCGGCGAUCGGCGCUCUGUGACUGCGCUCCGACUGUGCAGUCCGCUGUCCUGCCGCCCGUGACUGGUGUGACUGCGCUCGGCGCCCUGUGACUGGUGUGACUGCGCUGGUCGCUCUGUGACCGGUCGCUCGGCUGUCCGGUGUCCGGGCGCCAUGAGCGGCGCGGCGUGUCCGUACAGCGUGCCGCUGGCGGUCAGCUCGGCCGUCACCUCGCUCUCGGUGAUCACCGUUACCUGCGUGGGCACCAUGGAGCGCAACUGCAGCGGGGCGGGACGCGCGUCGCUCCGACCGCUCCUGGUCACCAGUUGGCUGCGCGGCGGCGGCGACGGCCUGCAGGUCAAUGAGCCGGCCUCCAUGCUGCGACAGUUUGAUGACGACUGCACCGGCAUCGCCUUGUUUACCAGCCUGGUGACCAGUGUCGGCCUGCUCUCUGCCACUGUGUUUGUCCUGGCGGCGGUGUCAGCGGCCGUCCAGUGCGGCCCGCCCCCGCCGCAGACCAUCACCGACCCCCCGACCCCGCAGCAGCCGACCACCCAGCCGCCCCCGCCCCCGCCCCCGCCGGCAGCGGCCACAAUCGUACCAGCGCUGUUGGACAUUUUCAGCAUCAUAGGAGCGGUGACCCUGCCGGCCAACCCGUGUCCCGUGCCGGACUCGGCGCCGGCGCCGGGCGGCGGACCGUGCCGGCCCGUGCUGACCGGCGCCGGCUGCCCGGCCGGCUUCUGGACGCUCGUGCAGCCCACCACGUUUACGAGUACCUGCGCGCCGAGACUGUGCGACCCGGGCCGGAUCUUCCUGCCUUCGGACCGGCUGUGUCACGACGUCAGAGAGCCAGGAAUAUGUCCCGACAACCUGUGGCCGUACAUGAGCGGGUUCGGCACUGUCAUCUGCGACUGCGACGAGGGACAGUACAGGGACGUUAGCGGCAACUGCGCGGACCUCUUCAGUCGCGACUCCUGCCCGACCGGACAGAGCCUGCAGCCGCCCGGGGCCGACUCGGAGGUUCUCCAGUGCUCGGACGAUCCCUGCUCCCCGCUGGCCGCACCCGUCGACGACGCGCCAGCCUUCGUCGACGUCGGCGGCCAGUGCUUCGAGUUUGGCACGCGGGGCCCCUGCGCGGCCGGCCAGCUGCUCGGGUACGACGUCCAGCUGCGGGAGCCCGUCUGCGCGGCCGUGGAGGAGCCGUUCUUCGCCCGGCAGUCGGCUGAGGGCGGCGCCCUGACGGCCCGCCGCCGCCGCCGCGCGGCGCCGUCCGUGUGGACGCCGGUGUGGCCGCCGUCCGCGGUCCGGCCGCGCCGCCAGAGCCCGCUGCGGAUCGGCGUGGUGCGCUCACCGCUGCUGGUGCGCUGCGGCUCGGCGGCGCGGGUCAGCGCCCUGUUCACCUGCCGCGCCGUCAUAUUUCCGGGCCGCAACAGAAGAAGGCGGUCCUUUUUGCCCCCUGUUCCACCCAACUUCGCAUGUCCACAGGCGGAGGCGACGCUGUCCGGUGACGGCCGGUGCCUGACGCUCCCGGAGGCCGCGGCGGCCGCCUGUCUGCCCGGCACAGAGCUGAGCCCCGCCGGCCGGUGUCGGCCGGCGGCCGCCGCCGCGCUCGGACGCCGCAGACGGGCCACAGGUGGACACCGUGAGACGGGCGGGAGAUAAACAGACGACUGAUAGGCAGACACACGAUAGACAGACAGACGACAGACAGAUGGACGGCGUGGACGGCGGUAGACAACUCAGACGAUAUAGACGACACCCGGCGCAGCAUAGCUAUCACGUACUUAUGACCUUGUGGACCUUUUUCGUAUUUGUUCAAAGGCUUUAUUAUUAGUGAUUAGCUAAGGCGUGCGAUGCUCACCGUUAAGUAUUUUAUGUGGGUAUAAUUACGAGUAGGUAAGUGCACCCAUCAGGUAAGCUAAACGUAGACGGUGGCAUGCGCAUUGUCACCGCCCAUUGCUCAUGCCCUCAAAGGACAGAUAUAUUUGGACAAACAUGUUACCAACUCGUUUGGGAGCCAGUCUUUUGUGGUCAGUUUAUCAUCGUUACAUUUUAUUAACUGUUAGAUCUACGUUUGAUAUCAUUAGCAUGUCAAGCGUCCUGCUGUUGUAUCGUUAAUCUAUUGUUAGUUCCAGGACAGUGCCAUCGUUCGUAGCAGUAACGUAACCAAUGCUCUCCAUCAUUGAUUGCAGCGCACUGAGAUGCAGUGCAUGCUUUGUUAUGAUAAGAUGCCCGAGUAUUUGAUCGACGAUUCACAUUAUGCAGCCCAGGCGCUAGUGUAAUAAAAUGUAGUGCAGUGUAAUAGUGUAAUAAAAUGAGUCGUGCCUUUUCUGUCGAUCAUGAAAUACAUAGUUCAAGACAAA
Molecule: messenger RNA, 2407 nt
Organism: Amphibalanus amphitrite
Lineage: Eukaryota; Metazoa; Arthropoda; Thecostraca; Balanomorpha; Balanidae
Exons: 10
Coding region: 219-1706 (495 amino acids)
Source: RefSeq, a predicted model, not a curated record